This is a messenger RNA of Copidosoma floridanum, 1096 nucleotides long. RefSeq names its product troponin C type IIb (gene TpnCIIb). The record is from RefSeq and is a predicted model, not a curated record. Gene Ontology annotation, cellular component: myosin II complex. Lineage: Eukaryota; Metazoa; Arthropoda; Insecta; Hymenoptera; Encyrtidae. Gene Ontology annotation, molecular function: calcium ion binding.
CGUUCUCUCCGAAACUAUCCACUAACAAGAAGCGCGCGCGAGACUCCCCUUCCUCCGCGCUUUCUCGAAAUCCGAGCAGCGUGAUCUCUUCCUCUUCUGGCUUCUCUACUGUGAAUUUUUCUACCACAUGUGACUUCAAGCUGCUUGCUGUCUCGUGUUUCUAUUUUUUUUUUUUUUUUCCUUCUAUUCUUCGAGACGACAAGAAAUAAAGGGGUUGAGUGCGAGAAGAGAGUCUCCGGGGCAAUAUUAUAGCCGGCACCACGGAGUGGGAGGAGGGAGCAACAGUGUUUCUCUCGCUCGUUCUUGCGAAAAGCGAGGGAGUCCGUUGCGACUGGCGCCUCUUCGCUGGAGGUUAUAAAAGUUAUCUCACCCAGAGACCGGCGCGUUAGUGCGCAAGUGGUGUGCGUUAAGAGAGAAUAAGCCAGCGGUUUACGGUGCACGCUAGGUAUACUCGGUGCGGGAGCUGGGCCAAGUAGACACAAGCAGGCGAUAUGGAUGAGGAACAAGUUCAAAUGCUCCGGAGGGCCUUCUCCAUGUUCGACUCGACAAAGUCAGGCAAAAUCGAGAUAGACAAGGUCCGCACGAUCCUGAACACGCUGGGACACACCUUCGACGACCACGAGCUUGACGUCAUGCUCAAAGCCGAGGACGUUGACGGAUCGGGCCAUCUGAACUUCGACUCGUUCUACCGAGUGGCCUGCCAUUUCCAAGAGGAGGACGACGAGGCGCUGCAAAAGGAGCUGAAGGAGGCCUUCCGCCUUUACGACAAGGAGGAAAAGGGCUACAUUCCGACGAGCUCGCUGCGAGAGAUCCUCGCCGCCCUCGACGAUCAGAUAACACCCGAUCAGAUGGACGGUAUGAUCGCGGAAAUCGACACCGAUGGCUCCGGCACCGUCGACUUUGAUGAAUUCAUGGAGAUGAUGACUGGUGAUUGAGGAUAUGGCGAUGAUUAUGGUUAUGAUAUAUAUAUUCAACACAUUGUUUAUAUGCUACGUGUACAUUAUUAAUAUAUCUACAUCUUAAUGUUAAUUUAUUUGUUGAUAAAGAGCGAAUGAUUUUUAUUUAAUAAAUAAUAUACUAUUUUUUCAUCAGAUUA